AUGGUGAUCAUCAAACAAGACUCGGAGCUGAUGACAAACUAUGUCUCGGCCAACCCCAUCCCAGCCGGCCAGCAUUUUGCAGUUUUCAGAGAUGCCAACAUGGAUCCAGGUGUCUUCUCCCUGAGUGAAGACUCUUAUCUUUACUUGAUCACUGUCAUCAAUGGCAAAGCCACCAAAAUUGACUUUGGAAGCGUAUCUGGCAUUGUUCCCAGCGGUGGCAAGGUUCAGGCCUUUGCUGUUGUUCAAGCACCGGAUUCUACACUUGAUAUUUGCAUUGCCACUCCUGGAGCCACCGCUACCACAUCUUCCUUUACGUUGCUCUACGGUGUCACAUUUGCUGAACUUCGAGGUCCCAUUCCAAGCUCCAAGAUUAUUCGUGGAGCUUCCUUUCCUACAGUUGACCACAUUUACAUGAAUAAUAAAUCUACGGAUACAAAACGCACUUUACCUUUAGUUAUGGUAGCAUUCCAACGCCCAGACAGACUCGCCAGCACAGAAGAUCUGCGCUUUGUCCAAUUCAUUCAGAACCAGGCGACGUUAUUGGGUCCAUGGUCCUUGGCUGCGAACCCCAAAAGAAUUAUAGGCGUUGCUUUGGGAACCUGCGCUCUCGGAGACGGUGUAUUUGUCUUGUACGAAACCUUCAGCGGGCCUACACACAUUCAGUUCAAGUUCUUCACUGGCAGCACCAUGGUCGUGGAGCCAAUCUGCCCUACCGGCGCAACCUGCAUUAAUUCAUAUGUGGAUCCUACGUCGCAUCAGAGCAUCCUCCUCAUUGGAGGUCAAAUCAUCACGGCCUUCAAGUCAAGCGAGUACUGCUCUGCCAAAGGCAAGGGAACUGUUAUCAACACGGGAGAUCAAGUCAGCGGUCUCAAGGACCUCCAUGUCACCUUGUCCGGACAGACUUUGAGAUUUUGGUACACGACCAACACAGACGCCGUUCACUAUUAUACAGCACAAAGCACAGCCCUUUCCAAUGGAACUGUGAUUCCUCUUCUCUCGGAAGGAAAAGGCGGCCAAAUCUCUGGUCUACUUUCUCUGAAGUCUGCUGACGGUUCAGAUCAAACACUUGUCAGCAGCUUGCUAUCCGUGGAUGAGUAUGGUAACCUGGUCCUCUUGCAACAAGAUUCGGUGUCACAGCUGUGGCAAACAUACCCCUUCUGGUAUGCGUCAGACUUGAAUGUCAUUGAGACUAAGGGAUUCAUGCUGCGGAUGCAUGCUACAGCCACCACUAGCGAUGAAGCCAGUCUCAUUCCUGGAUGCUGGCUCAGAGUCAGCGCUUCCGGUGUUGUACGAUGUACCGUCAAUGGCCGGUAUGCUUCACUUGGGCCUACUGGUCAAUGGUAUCAGACAGAUGCCAAGGGAGUUUUGAACAUUCAACUUCAAAGCGACGAUGCUUCUUGUUUCGUUUUCUCAGCAGACUCUUACCGCGCUGCCAAACCUGGGUCUCCUGAGACUCCUCUGCAGAACCCGCUCUUGGAUCCCUCGGUGAAGGUAAUCAUGAAGCUUGACAAUGUUCAGACUCCCGAAGAUGUUCGCGCCCUCAAGAAGCAAGAUGGUACUCCUCUUAUUCCAUCCAAUGCCUCGGAUGAUGAUGUCAAGAGUGCUGCUGCAUCGAUUCAAGCCCUGGUAGAUCAGACACGCCAGAAUCAAGGGGAUAGCCAGCAGUUGCUGAAAUCCUUCAAGGCAGUAAGCACGCUCAAAGAUUUCUGGCAUGAGGUUGAGGACAAGGUUGAAGAUGCUUUUGAUUGGGGUGACGCUGCUGGCAAAGUCUGGCAAUUCAUUAUCAAGAUUGGCGACGAAGUCUAUUCCUUUAUUUUGGAUACAGCUUCGGUCAUUGUCAAGGCUGUCGUCUGGGUCUUCAAGAAGCUGGGCGUCCUGUUGCAGGAUGUUAUUGACUUCUUGGGAUACUUGUUCAAUUGGGAUGACAUUCUCGCCACUGCCGACAGCAUUACCGCCGGAUUUAAUGCAGCUCUGGACUAUGGACAACAUCUUCUGGAUACUACUGAGAUCACAGUCGACUCAUGGCUGGAAGAGCUCCGUACCACCAUCAAAGCUCAAUUACCCACGCUGCAGAAUCAAGAUUACGACGGCGCUUCUGCUGCUCCCAAGAGCGUCAAGUCAAAGGCCGCCCUUGAGAUGACUGCUGCGUCUAAUGCUGAUGAGACUGACCAAGAUGUCAAGUCGGACGUUGCCUACAAUUGGUCGACAUAUUAUUUCACCUAUGGUGGCGGUACUACAAAUGCCGUCUUAACUGAUGAUAGCACUCCUGGUUCGGCAGAAGACGACCUUGUUGCUAUUUGGGACGAUAUCCAAGAUGAGCUCGACACUAUCGUCAAACUCUGCACUAACGUCGCCAAAGAUUUCCUCGACUUUUUCGACAGCGGGGAGUAUGAUAUCAAGGCUCUCAUGGUCAAGAUCUCUGGAGAUCUUAUAGAUGCCAUAAUCGACUCUCUCAAGACCCUUGGAGACAUCCUAUUCAAGGCCUUGGCUUUGGGUAUCAACUUGAUCAAGACCCUCGCCAACAGUAACAUGGACAUCCCCGUUAUUGGAUGGCUCUGGAAGAAGAUUGCCGGCAACCGACCCCUUUCUCUACUGGGACUGGUCGCAUUGCUCAUGGCCAUUCCUACAACAGUUCUCUACAAGGCCAAAGCAGACAAGGCCCCUCCAAAGCUUACGGGUCGACUGACCGCCGAUACUUUCGGCCAGUAUGUUUCGGGCACAGCUGAUCCUGCCCUCGCUAAAGACGUGACCAACUUCACGCUGGCGACGGCCACGAGUCUGGAGUUGGUGUACGGCGAGUUCAAGACCAUUUCACUUCUCAUUGACAGCGCCUUUGAAGGCACCGGAUUGGAAAGCGUUCCGAUCGGACCCGUUGCCCAGCUCACCAAUGUGCUGAAUGCAACGUCACUGACAUUCGAGACGAUAUCCACGUUCAUCACCUGGCCAGUCGGUGAGGAUCCCACAAAGCCGCCGACUGAUACCUCUACAACAGCCAAGUUUGUCAAGUACUCUAAACUGGGGCUCACCGUCUCCAAUUUUGGCGCCGCAGCGCUGGCGAACGUCAUCGCCAAGGUGAAGAAGGCCGAUCAGCCAACCAUCAAGCGCUGGAAGGGCACCAUCGCCGCCAUUGUGGCUGUCCCUACACUUUGUGUUGCCCUCACUAACGAUAUCCACGAGGCACAAGAAGGAAUUGUGAAGACAGAACUUGUCGCCAACCACUUCAUUGAAGCCUUUUUCGAGCUUGGCAAGCAGUUGGGAUUUGCGGCAGCAUCUUGGGACAAUGAGAUUGAGAGUAUUAUUAUGUAUGUCGGGUUGGCGGUGCAGCAGAUUUGCAGCUAUGGCGGAUAUGGCUGCAAGAUUUACGACUUUGUGGAGACGUAUCAGUGA
Messenger RNA from Trichoderma harzianum CBS 226.95, 3387 nucleotides. RefSeq lists its product as hypothetical. NCBI's taxonomy places the organism in Eukaryota, Fungi, Ascomycota, Sordariomycetes, Hypocreales, Hypocreaceae. The transcript is spliced from 6 exons. The record is from RefSeq and is a predicted model, not a curated record. Bases 1 to 3387 code for a protein of 1128 amino acids.